Messenger RNA from Hevea brasiliensis (rubber tree), 1477 nucleotides. Its product is annotated as hypersensitive-induced response protein-like protein 1. Bases 274 to 1137 code for a protein of 287 amino acids. The record is from RefSeq and is a predicted model, not a curated record. NCBI's taxonomy places the organism in Eukaryota, Viridiplantae, Streptophyta, Magnoliopsida, Malpighiales, Euphorbiaceae. The transcript has 6 exons.
GGCCAGAAAUUUUAGUCAAAUCUUACUCCUUUUCUGUUUAGAUUCUUUUCGUAUUUUCUUUAUGUUUUGUUAGUCUCUUCCUAUAAUCCCUAGUUAUUAAAGCAGGCUCUUGACCUGCUGUUCUUAUUCUUUAGGCUUCCAUGAUAUUCAUGUUCCCCCCUCAGAGCUCUUGACCUGGUUGUGCCAUGAUAGAGUUGGGGUUGUCUGUAACUGUUAGGUUUCUUGUUUUGUUUUGAGCUUUGCUCCACCAUUUCCACCAAAAAAAAAGAGAGGAUGGGUAAUCUGUUUUGUUGUGUGCAAGUUGACCAGUCCACAGUAGCUAUCAAGGAGAGAUUUGGGAAAUUUGAUGGAGUUCUUGAGCCUGGAUGCCAUUGCCUACCUUGGGUUGUUGGAAGCCGGCUUUCAGGCCAUCUAUCGCUGAGGUUGCAGCAGUUGGAUGUCCGUUGUGAGACCAAGACAAAGGACAAUGUAUUUGUUAACGUUGUUGCAUCUAUUCAAUACUGUGCUUUGGCAGAUAAAGCAAGAGAUGCUUUCUACAAACUCAGCAACACAAGAACCCAAAUCCAGUCCUACGUUUUUGAUGUAAUCAGGGCAACUGUUCCAAAACUUAAUCUGGAUGAUGCUUUUGAGCAGAAGAAUGAAAUUGCCAAAGCUGUGGAAGAUGAACUUGAAAAGGCUAUGUCUGCCUAUGGAUAUGAAAUUGUGCAAACACUCAUCGUUGAUAUAGAACCAGAUAAACAUGUGAAGCGGGCAAUGAAUGAAAUAAAUGCAGCUGCAAGACUGAGGGUGGCGGCCAAUGAGAAGGCAGAGGCUGAGAAGAUUCUCCAAAUUAAGCGAGCUGAGGGUGAGGCUGAAGCAAAGUAUCUUGCUGGACUGGGUAUUGCUCGUCAGAGACAGGCAAUUGUGGAUGGAUUAAGGGACAGUGUGCUGGACUUCUCUGAAAGUGUACCCGGGACCACUGCAAAAGAUAUAAUGGACAUGGUUCUUGUCACUCAAUAUUUUGACACAAUGAAGGAAAUUGGUGCUGCCUCUAAAUCAUCUGCCGUGUUUAUUCCCCAUGGACCUGGUGCUGUUCGUGAUGUUGCUUCUCAGAUUCGCGAUGGACUUCUCCAGGCUUCUACCCAUACCAGUAACUGAGUUACACUUCCAGCUUUAUGGGUUUGUGUUGACAGGAGCUUUAUAAGCAUUGCUUGUUAUUAUUAUUAGUAUUUUAUUGCAAAGGUUUCACAUGUUAGGUCUUGUCAUGUGAUGACUUUCAUUUCACUUAUCUCAGAGUUGCGUGAAUAGCGGUUCUCUAUCGCUCACUCCCUCCUUCUCAAAAACUUUCGGGGUUUCCUAGUGCAAGAAGCUCGUAACUAUAGCGUCAAAUAAAUAAUAGCCUCGUAAGAUUAUCUUUUGUCUUUCUUUUUGUUCAACUUUUUUCUUCACUUCUGGCCCAUUGGUGAAAUCAAUGUUUAUUAUCUUAUGGUGAGAUCAA